This is a messenger RNA of Aspergillus uvarum CBS 121591, 1044 nucleotides long. RefSeq lists its product as uncharacterized. The record is from RefSeq and is a predicted model, not a curated record. The coding region runs from base 1 to 720 and encodes 239 amino acids. The transcript is spliced from 2 exons. NCBI's taxonomy places the organism in Eukaryota, Fungi, Ascomycota, Eurotiomycetes, Eurotiales, Aspergillaceae.
AUGGGUAACCGAGCGGGCAGACCACGCAAGUACUCAACCGAGGAGGCUCGGCGCGAGGCAAUUAGACGGCGAGAUGAUUCUGAGCCGCUGCAAGACGAGUCAGUAUUGGAGUUCAUCCCAGUGAACUUCGAUGGAGCUACGCCACCACUGUUAGUGAGCGAUCCUCCUGCAGAGCUGUUCGAGGCUGUGCAGCAGGCUCUAUUGAGGAAUGAGAUCGCUGAUAGGAGCGUCUGCGGCCCGAUCGACUUAAAAUUUGUUCUAUACGAAUCCAAGUCAAGAAGUAUAUCUCCGCAAACCCCCCGUCGAGACUCACGGCCAUCAAGAAGUAUAACCCAGAAAGCCUGCCAUCGAGGCCCUGCCAUCGAAGAGCCUGCCAUCAAGAGGCUUCGUCAGGAGCUCGCAAAGGAGGGUGUUAUACCCGCUGACUGCGAGCUCGACGAUGCCAUCGACCGUGCCUCGCGAGAAGAACUCCAGAAUAUUUUGAGAGACCUGUGCACAAAGGAUCCCGAACUCAAUGUCUAUCUCGCCUCCUGCCUACAACCGGUCAACGCCCAAACACCUCCAGCAAGUCCUAGCACAGCAGAUGCAGCCUCAUCCGAAGUCGAGACUUUGAGCCCGAUGACAUUACCUCAAUAUUCUUCUGUGGCCUACACGAGUAGAGACCAUCGGCAUUAUCUCAGUGGGUUACUCACAAGGCAGAAACUCAUGAGACGUACUUGAUACUAACAUGCUGAUUUGAGUGGAAUUUUCAACACUAGUAGAUCGAGAUUUUUAGAUACUGGUCUAGAACGUGAUAAGCAUAAAAGCACAUAGCCAAGUGGCUGCAUGCGCGGUCGUUGAUGUUCAAAGAAAAAGAAAUUCAUUUCAGCAAGCUCGGAGCUAUUGGCAUCGUUAACAUUGCUACUUGACAGGUCACACGUGAUGCUGUGACAGCCAUCUUCUCCACACCCCUGUUACAUUGUCACAUCUGAGAAGGACUUAUCGAUACGCCAUCGACGAUUAGCGCGACGUCUCUUCUCACAAUCUAAGCAACCCCAAUCGGAA